AUAUGGCUAACGCUGCUGUACAGUACCUGGUUAAGAAAUAAAGAGAUGUGGCAGCUCGAAGAUUCACACGGACAGUGGUGUUUUUUAUCCGGAUUCCCCCCCAGUGAACGCACACCAUUUCACGGAAAAUGAAAACAGAUGGGGACAUUUGAGAGCCAUGCGUUUUCUCCCACAGUUGGCAGGCAGGUAUUUUCCUACAGCCAGGCGUCGCACUGGGAAAGCAUCAUUUCAUUUGGCACUGCCGCUGGCUGGUGAUUUAGCAUGAAUGCUAGCAGACUAGUAGACAACAUGCGUUUUUAUUUUUACGCACGGUAAGUAGCAUCCAUCAGCAGCGUUUGGAGUGCGUUUUUAAUUCCAUGAAAUGCCCAAACCCGCCUCAUGGGGGGCACACUCACGUCCCUGCAUAAGUCAAAACCUCCAGACAAACUCUGAAGUGACUGUGUGUUAGCUGACAUUUUCUACAAACGAAAAAAAAAAAAAAAAAAAAAACGCCAGGACUAUUAACAUUUCUCUUAUAAAACGCGAGGGGGGCAUUUUUUGGCACCGUUGACGCACGCCGGACCGUUCAUGGUGCGUUUUGGCACGACGAGCAGGUGAAAGAAACUUCAGGUAUGAGCUGUCAGGAGGGAUAAAUGAUGUGGAGCUGUUCUUCAGACUGGGGACCGACCCAGGACCGCCUCAUCACACCGGCUGUCUGUCACUGGGGACCGAGCAGAGAGCGUUAACCCAGGCCGGCCUCGGAUCCGUCAGUCUCCGCCCGCCAUGGGACACUAAACCAGCUUUUCUAGCCCGCUCUUCAUCCGAGCAUGGAGGCUCAACAGCUUGGACUCUCCAGCUUUGCUUUGUAAAACCUGUCUUAUGUGUGUGUGAGUGAGUGAGAGCUUCUUUUGGACCAGUCAUGACAAGGCACUUCUUCGUCCAUCCAGCUCUUCAGCCACAGGAUGCUUUUUAAAGUGGAACUACAACCCCUCCUUGCAGUCAAACCAGGCGGAUUUUUCACUCCAUAGACCUUUGAAUGACACAGCCAACAUUUCAAGGGACCUAAUCUCUGAAGGAGUUUAUAUUCUUAUAAUAUACUGUCAUUUGGGACAGAGACACCUGUGGUGUCAUUGUACCUGGGUCUGGGUAGUGGGACAUAUCUAUUAUUAUUUGACACAGACUCCAUGUGGAUACUCCUUUAGGGGCCCAGGACUCCAGGUUGGAAGCCUCUGGUUUCCCCCCCCCCCACUCCCCCUUUUUUGAACACACUGCACUUGAAGAAGGGGGGAAAAGUUACAAAAGAUCUUACAGUUUUCUCUCAUUUCAAUGAAAGCAACUUUUAAACCAUGCACUGAAGAGGAGGACUAAAACAAGACUUAACUGUAAGCCUUACUGAGAGUCAAGUUUACACGGAGCCAGCCAUGCCUGUCAGAAAAAAAGACACGGUGCGGGCCUUGGGGCUUUUGGAGGAGUACUGCACUAAACUGAGGAAGCCGGAGGAAGAGCAGCUCAAAACUGCCAUUCAGAGGGUGAUGGGGAUUUUCAAAAGCAACUUGUUUGAAGCACUUCUUGAUAUCCAGGAGUUCUAUGAAGUGACGCUGCUAAAUACACAGAAGAGCUGCGAGCAAAAGCUGGAGGAGGUCAACCACAUGGCAGACAAGUGGGAGAAAAGUGUUUCACCACAGAACUCUGAGCCUGUACACUCUGCCUGUCCAGUCGAGCAGAGGGAGCAGAGCGGCUCAGAGCCCAGUGGGACGGAGCAGGCGGAGAGCAGCACUAAGACCUCUGAGAACAGGCCACCAGCAGUACAGGGGUCACCCCACAACGGCCAGCCCCCACCCUGCAUGAACCCUGCCUUGAUGAACGCUCCCUGGGUGAGAGAUGGGAGGCCGCAGUACCACUACCAGGAAGAUGACUCACCGCCACUUGACCAGGGCUUCCCACGGCUCACCAACGAGGUGCGCGCCCCCGAGCUCGUGCACGUCUCAGAGAAGAACCUGUCGGAGAUCGAGAAUGUGCACGGCUACGUGUCCCACUCCCACAUCUCUCCUCUCAAGCCUGCACUGGUUACCCGUUUUGAUCUUGCAUACCCGGGUGUGACCACAGCAAACUACAUGGCCAGCCCUGCACCGAUAAUCGUCAACACAGACACUUUGGAGUCAGUACCUUAUGUCAACGGCACAGAAAUUGAAUAUGAGUUUGAGGAAAUCACUCUAGAGAGGGGGAACUCAGGGUUGGGCUUCAGCAUCGCCGGAGGGACAGAUAACCCACACAUCGGUGAUGAUCCCGGCAUCUUCAUCACUAAGAUCAUCCCCGGAGGCGCUGCUGCAGAGGAUGGACGCCUGAGAGUAAAUGACUGCAUCCUGCGGGUGAAUGACGCAGACGUGUCUGAAGUUUCCCACAGCAAAGCAGUUGAAGCCCUUAAGGUGGCAGGGUCCAUCGUCAGGCUGUACGUUCGGCGCCGCAGGCCGAUGCUCGAGACCAUCAUUGAGAUUAAACUUAUCAAAGGACCAAAAGGGCUUGGGUUCAGUAUCGCAGGCGGAGUUGGAAACCAGCACAUUCCUGGUGAUAACAGCAUAUACGUCACCAAGAUUAUUGACGGCGGGGCGGCACAGAAGGACGGACGACUACAAGUUGGAGACAGGUUGUUAAUGGUGAACAACUACAGUCUGGAGGAAGUUUCUCAUGAAGAGGCUGUAGCUAUUUUGAAGAACACGUCGGACGUGGUCUACUUAAAGGUGGGGAAGCCCACCAAUGUCUACCUAUCAGAUCCCUAUGGGCCUCCUGAUAUCACACACUCUUUCUCUCCAGCCAUGGAAAAUCAUAUCUCUUCCCCCGUCAACAGUGGCACUCUGGAGUACAAGUCUGGUCUCCCCCCAAUCUCCCCCGGGAGUUAUUCCCCCCUCCCUAAGCACUUACUGGGGGAAGAGGAUAUAAACAGGUUGGAUGGUUUUUCCUUCUUACGAAAUUCCUCUCUUGAUGACGGAGAAAGUCACAGGUUCGAUUCCCAGCACUUCCAGUUGAGGCCUCCCGAACCAGUUUACAGCACUGUGAACAAACUUUGUGACAAAGCACCCUCCCCCCGACACUAUUCCCCAGUGGAGUGCGACAAAAGCCUCCUCCACUCUGCUCCCCUCCCAAACUAUCACUUAAGCCUGUUCCCUGACUUGGACUUCACCAGGGAGCCGAGGAAGGUGGUGCUCCACAAAGGCUCCACGGGCCUGGGCUUCAACAUUGUGGGCGGCGAGGAUGGAGAGGGCAUCUUUGUUUCCUUCAUUCUGGCUGGAGGGCCCGCUGACCUGAGUGGAGAGCUGAGGCGGGGAGACCAGAUCUUAUCGGUAAAUGGCAUCGACCUGCGAGGAGCCACACAUGAACAAGCAGCGGCCGCUCUUAAAGGCGCAGGACAGGUGGUCACCAUCAUCGCCCAAUACCGACCGGAAGAACUUGCUCUUUGCUCGCCAAGACGGGCCCCGUCUCCAGCACCAGAGUACGGGCGUUUUGAGGCCAAAAUCCAUGACCUGCGGGAACAGAUGAUGAACCACAGCAUGAGCUCUGGGUCGGGAUCUCUGCGAACCAAUCAGAAGAGAUCACUCUAUGUGAGGGCUCUGUUUGACUAUGAGAAGUCCAAAGACAGCGGCCUCCCCAGCCAAGGGCUCAGCUUCAGGUAUGGAGACAUCCUGCACGUCAUCAACGCCUCAGACGAUGAGUGGUGGCAGGCCCGCCGAGUGACUCCGCACGGGGACAGCGAGGAAAUGGGCGUCAUCCCCAGCAAGAGACGGGUGGAAAGGAAGGAGCGAGCGCGUCUAAAGACUGUGAAAUUCAAUGCCAAGCCGGGGUCAUUUGAUUCCAAGGGGUCAUUCAAUGACAAACGUAAAAAGAAUUUCAUCUUUACACGAAAGUUCCCAUUCUACAAGAACAAAGAGGGUGAGCAGGAUGGCAGUGAUUCGGACAGGAGUCAAGAGGAUGUGAUUCUCUCAUAUGAACCUGUGAUGCGGCAAGAAAUAAAUUAUGCCAGGCCUGUCAUAAUCCUCGGACCGAUGAAGGACAGAAUCAAUGAUGAUCUGAUAUCUGAGUUCCCAGACAAGUUUGGUUCUUGUGUUCCGCCUGCUAACAGUUCAGGUCUCCAAGAUACCACUCGGCCAAAGCGGGACUAUGAGGUGGACGGGCGAGACUACCACUUCGUAAUGUCCAGAGAACAGAUGGAGAAGGACAUCCAAGAGCACAAGUUUAUCGAGGCGGGACAGUACAAUGAUAAUCUGUAUGGAACGAGUGUCCAGUCUGUGAAAUACGUGGCUGAAAGGGGUAAACACUGCAUUCUGGAUGUGUCUGGAAACGCCAUCAAACGACUACAAGUAGCACAACUCUAUCCUAUCGCCAUCUUCAUAAAACCUAAGUCUAUCGAUUCAUUAAUGGACAUGAAUAAGAGACUGACAGAGGAACAAGCCCGGAAGACGUUCGACCGGGCGAUGAAGCUGGAGCAGGAGUUUGGCGAAUUCUUCACAGCCCUGGUUCAAGGAGACACCUUAGAGGACAUUUAUAACCACUGCAAACAGGUCAUAGAGGAACAUUCAGGACCCUAUAUCUGGAUCCCCUCGAAGGAGAAACUAUAAUAACUUUUCACCCUGCAAGGGAGAUUGGACUGCUAGAAACUAGUAAUAAGUUGUAACAUAUGAUAAGUGUAUGGCGAUGAAUAGUCUUCAUAAAUAAUUAUUGUGAAUAUGUUCUUUUUGUUUGUUUGUUUGUUUUCUUAUUUGAGUUUUUUUUUUUUCUCUCUCUUUUGUUUGAUUAUUGCUUCAUUUUUCACUUUCAACAUGAAUGUUCCUGAAUGUAAACCACAAAGUGUUAGCGGAUUUUUAGGUCUUGAAACAUGAACCAUUUGUAUUUAUAUUUGUUGAUUUUUAUUUCCAACAAAAACUGGAAAAGAGGCGUAAAGAAAAACGAAGUAAAUACGAGGCCACGUGUCCGCAUCGGCGCUGUGUGGAAUUCCAAGCGGAGAACGUAAGAAGGACAGUAGAUAUUUCUAAACGUCGCAACCCUUCACGAAUCUUUGCACUGCAAUGUGUUAAAAGUGAAAUGUUUUUGUCUCUUUUUGCAUCCAUGCAUCCCCUGAACACAGCUUGGCUUUUCAUUUGUUUACAUUGUCUUCUCUUCCUUUGGUUUUACUGUAUUUAUUUCUCUUACAUGAUGUUGAGGAUGUGUGCAGAAAAUGUCUUAUUCACUGUAAAAUCUUCAUGUUUUUCUUCUUUCUUUUUUUUUUUUACUUAAUAGCAGACAUCCAGCUGUUGCAUUGACAAUUUCAAGUAAAGAGAGAAAGCUGCUAAAGGCAAGAAAAGGAGAUGUAACACUAUAUUUUGCUACUUAAAUUGCUAGAAGGCACAAAAGCACAGAAUUAUUUAUUAUUGAAAAGAGAACUUUGAUUAAAAGGCCAUUUACAGAGCAUAUUUUAUUUGUAUGUUGUGAUUGUGAUGGAUGCGGACGCUUAUGGUGAAAGCGGUAUUAGUUGUUGACAGUAUUUUAUAGAUUUUGGAUGGAUAUAGUAGUAAUUAGGGAUUCAAUUUAAUACUAAAACACAUGUUUUAUUGUCUUUUUGGAACAAAUAGCAGGGAGGGGGAGAAUGGAAAUGAAAACAGAUGCAGAUUUUAAGAAGCUUGACCAUGGAAAUAACAUGAAACGGGAAGCGUUGGUUGUAAAAAGUAUCAAAUAAUUGAGUGUUGAAGGAGUUGAAAGAUGCGAAAGGUGACUUUGAGCGGAACACUGAUUCAGAUGGGUGGUUGUCCUUGGUUCGUCGUCUUAAAUUCUGAUGAUGAAGCGUAAUAAUAAUUAAAUUUGGAGGAUUCUGCACACUGAUACCUGUGAAGUAAGCAUUAAGGUCCAGUAGAUGUGGAUGGAUACUGUGCACACAUGAGUCGGCCAGGGUUCUAUACUGUUACUAGUUUAUUUAAUAAGGAAAAUGCACUUUAACGUACAUCUGUAUGAGAGUACAAAGAUGUAAAGAUCCAGAUUAUUUCAAGAGAAUGGUUAUUUCACAUCCAUAAUCGGCAAAAAUGUCACAAAAAGGAACAAAAUAGGAAAA
Molecule: messenger RNA, 6052 nt
Organism: Sphaeramia orbicularis (orbiculate cardinalfish)
Lineage: Eukaryota; Metazoa; Chordata; Actinopteri; Kurtiformes; Apogonidae
Gene: dlg2
Product: discs, large homolog 2 (Drosophila)
Exons: 30
Coding region: 1401-4589 (1062 amino acids)
Biological process (GO): chemical synaptic transmission; embryo development; cell-cell adhesion
Cellular component (GO): neuron projection; postsynaptic density membrane; basolateral plasma membrane
Molecular function (GO): protein kinase binding; ionotropic glutamate receptor binding
Source: RefSeq, a predicted model, not a curated record